Molecule: messenger RNA, 2389 nt
Organism: Physella acuta
Lineage: Eukaryota; Metazoa; Mollusca; Gastropoda; Physidae
Molecular function (GO): glycosyltransferase activity
Source: RefSeq, a predicted model, not a curated record
AGGUACAAUUUCGAUAAAUAACCAAGAUAAAAAAACAGCUGGGAAACACGUACAGUAAAAUGAGUCUUGGAGUUCGCUGUUCUCACCGUCGCCUGAAGCUGGUGGGUCAGGUUGUCGUCGUUGUCGUCUGUCUGAACAUCCUGCUGUUGGUGCUCUCCUUCAACUGGAAGAUACUCAACAGUUCUCCGUACAUGAAUUACCUGCCCUUUGACGGGUCUGUGGUCAAUCAUGCCGUACCCAAGGAAACAGCGCUGCCGAAAUUUGAAAACGAGAAUGAGUUGAGGAUCCCGACUGCAAGUUCACACUUACAGCGGCAUCCGGUGCUACAUCCGGUAAACAAAGACUACGUCCAGAAAACGGCGUGUAGUUAUCGGACCACAGCUUAUCUUUUCGACAAACCGAUUGUUCUAGACGAACCCCCUUUUAUGGUCUACACUAAGCUGAUGGCGUGCUACGAGGAAGGGAACAUCGCAGAUUUCGGCGGCAAGUUCGCCAUGUUCAUCAACGCUAUCAUCAACCCGAAACAGUUUGAGAACCUCCAGAAGGGGGGAGAAAACAUUGAAGACGUCUGGAACCAGGACGAGAAAGACGAGUACUUCCGGCUCCUCCCCGGGUUCUUCCGUGUACCGUGCACGUCUAAACCGGUGAUUGAGUUUGAGCCACCCGACCACCUGGUCCACUGGAUGGAGAUGCUGGCCUGCUAUAAAACCAACGAGACCGACCUGCUGCGUUUCCCCAAAGUUUCCAGCGUCACCCUGGCCGUACAGCGCUACGAGUACGUCAACCUUUACCACACCAUGACAGAUUUCUACAACGCCUUUGUCCUCAUGUUGAUCUUCGGCGUGGCGCCCUCGAAGCUGAACAUUCUGUUUGUUGACGCCCACCCUGUGGGCACCCUUGACGACGUGUGGUCGACACUUUUCGGGCGGUACAUCAGAGCCGGGCGGUUAGAAAGUCCAACUUUGUUUACAAACCUUCUCUGGGCACAGCUUGGGUACUUCAGCCCUUUAAACUCUCACUACUUAAGUACCGUUCCGUAUCUAACAGAAUUUAGAGACUUUUUCUUAACCAAGCAUAACAUCUCAACGUCCCACUCAAUACAUUGUGACAGACUUAACGUCGUUAUCAUAUGGCGACGUGACUACGUCGCCCACCCUAGAAACAAAAACGGCAACGUCGUGAGGAAGUUUGACAACGAGGAGGAAAUACUUCAACAGGUGCGAGCUACACUGGGUCCUACAGCCAACGUCCACGGGCAUCAACUGGACGCGCUGCCCAUGCGGGAACAGCUCUCCAUCAUCGCAGGCUGCGACAUCCUCAUCGGCAUGCACGGUGCUGGCCUCUCCCAUAUCUUGUUCCUCCCGCCCUCCAGCGGGGUCAUCGAACUCAAACCUUCGUACACGGAUUCUGCCCUCAAUCAUUUUGGAGCGUUUUCAAGAUGGCGGAACUUGACGUACACAAACUGGGACAACAGUGACACGAGUAACGAAAGGGACUCGUUCAAAACAUACAUUCCCCGGUCGGUGAUAGACGAACGGGUAAAACGUGUUUACAGCCAAAUUUGUAAAACAUAAUAGUUGAAUUGAUAUGUGUUAUUUUACCAUUUAAAAACAGUUUAGUAAUGUUUAUUAGGCUAAGGUCGACAUAAUUUUAUUUUGAAGUGAAAAUGUUGAAGAUAAUUUUUAAAAUCCAGGAUAUGAAGUUAAAGCGGACAGAACCACUGAAGGGAAACAAUCAAGAAUUUGUUUUAGACUAUGCUUGAUACUUUUAUAAUUUUAUUUCUGAAUGAAAAAUGUAUGUUACCAAGAUUGUUUCAUUCCACACAGUUGCCAUAUUUCUCCAAUAAUUUUGUGUGUGUAAAUACAUUUUUUAUGUUUGAAAAUGUCAGACAUAUUUUAUGUCUGUUUCUCUUAUAGGCUGCAAUCAAUAUUUCAACAAGUGUAAUGGUUUAUUGGCCUUUUGUUUUGUAGACUAUAUAUUUAUUAUUGUUGCCAUUUUUAGUGUGAUAAUUGUUGCUUUAUACAAAUUGAUGUGUUUUGAGGGUUUUCUGAGGUGCGUUAUUUUAAAUUCUAUGCUUUAUACUUGUAGGCAUUUUCUCAUUACUUUUCAUAAUUUGUUGAAUAUGUGUGUUGGAUAUGUGUGUUAAAUAUGUGUGUUAAAGAUAUGUGUGUAAAAGAUGUGUGUAAAAGAUGUGUGUUAAAGAAAUGUGUGUUAGAGAUAUGUGUGUUAAAGAUAUGUGUGUUAAACAUAUAUGUGUUAAAGAUAUGUGUGUUAAAGAUAUGUGUGUUAAAGAUAUGUGUGUUAAAGAUAUGUGUGUUAAAGAUAUGUGUGUUAAAGAUAUGUGUGUUAAACAUAUAUGUGUUAAAGAUAUGUAUGAUAAAGAUAUGUG